AUUAGCUGCCGGUUCCACAAAAGUCAAGUACAGGUACACCUCUUUGUAGGUGCACGUACUAUGCAGUUUUGACCGUUAGCCAAGGGUGACGGGCCUAGAAAAUACAUAAACCCACUAGCUUUCCACAUAAUUGCACUUUGCCAGUCACAUUCCGUUACCUUUUCCGCGUUGCCCCCCGCGCAACUGCAUACCAAUCGCAUUCUGGUUGAACUCCAGUAUCCGGUUUGAUAUUCCUUACCGAGCACAAUGGAGGAGGACACUUUACCGUUCGAUGGGCCAGUCGGAUGUGUGGAAAAAGGAACCUUGAAUGGCGUUCCUCAUCCGAAGCAACUCCCAACACACGAGCACACUGGGCACGACCACAUCAUCCGCUGGAAUGAGGAGAGUUCGAAUCUUCGGGAAAUCGUCCCCGACAAGUCCGGCCCACUGCAAGUUGAGUGGGCACGGUUAGGUUAUAAACUACAACGGUCAAAAUCCGAGGUCCGCGAGAAGUUUGCGUUGUUAUCCGUGCAUCUUGCAGUAUAUCUCGGGCAAUAUGUCAACGUCAACGGCGAGAACGUGCCGCAAGUACUUAAAGAUGGGUGGGAGAACUACUUGGAGAAGAAAUCCUUGGCAACUGCAAAAGUAGUCGGGAAUCCCGACGAAGAGAGGCGCGAAGUAUCACUGGUCUAUGGACUGCUGGAAUUUGCUGAUCACCUGACACAUGCUCUCUAUGACAAGUGCGACCUAGAGAAGACCGUCAAUGACAACAGUUUGCAGGUACUUGUUCGGGUCCUUCGUUGCGUUUUCACGCCCAAGGACGAAGGUGAGUCCGAAGAGUCAAACAGAAUGCAGAUCCUUGAGUCCUUAGGUACACCCAAACUUUCGAAGUGGUGUGCUGACAUCACAAUCUUCUUGUCACCAGGCCGCCGCCGGUCCAGUGGUGCGCUAGAUUUGUCGAGCGGUCAAUUGAAACCAUGACGCACGAAGAAGCUUACCGAGGGAAUUGCCUUUCUGUUGCAAAUAUACAGCACAGUAAGAUUGUAUCAUGACGGUUCAGCGAGCUUUUUGUAUCUCCAAUUGAAGCCGUACAGUGUGAUAGGUAAUAUCGAAGACCCAUCGUGGUAUUGGGCUCCCUGUAUCAGCUUCCGCAAAACUAGUAAGAUUCAAUCGUUAUGGUGCUGUUAAGCAAUUGCUAUAAGUAGAGGUGUAUUUCCCUCAA
Molecule: messenger RNA, 1201 nt
Organism: Fusarium redolens
Lineage: Eukaryota; Fungi; Ascomycota; Sordariomycetes; Hypocreales; Nectriaceae
Exons: 3
Coding region: 247-960 (237 amino acids)
Source: RefSeq, a predicted model, not a curated record